CACGUCCACACGCUGCAGACAAUCUCACCAGAGGACAGGAAGCCAAACUAUGAAGCUCUGGUGAACACCAGCUGAGCAUUUGUCGCAGCCACCUGAUGAUUUUCGCCUUUUGUUGGGUGUUUUCAGCGCAGCUCUGACUGUUCAGGAGUCGCUUUGUGCAGAAAAGCUGCCCGGUGCGAUAAAAGUGUCCACGCGGAGAGGAGAAAAAAACGUUUUAAAAGCGUAACGGAGUAGAUUUUGUUUUGAUUUUGUUCGUCUUUUGCUGUCAGGACAGCGGGACUUUUUUUUUUUUAGAAAGUUAGUUCCUUGAUUUUUUCUGUAAUUUAUUUUUUAUUCGGGGCAGUUUGCAGAUAGAAGAAUGCUGCCCCAGCUCCUCACCGUGGCCUGUGGUCUCUGCUGCUUUGGUUUUUCCUCCGUCACUGCAAAUGUGCUAAAAGCAGAGGCUUGGCUGCAGCAGUAUGGCUACCUGCCUCCAGGCGAUGUCAGAGCCCAGGCCCUCCGCUCACCAAAAGCCAUUGAAGCAGCGAUAUCAGCCAUGCAGAGAUUAUACGGUUUGACUGUCACCGGCUCCAUAGACACCAACACGUUAGAGGCGAUGAGCCGGCCGCGAUGUGGCGUCGCUGACAAGUUCGGCCCGCAGCUGAAAACCAACCUGAGGAGGAAGAGAUACGCCGUGCAGGGUCUGAAGUGGGACAAGUCUGAGGUGACCUUCAGCAUACAGAACUACACCCCGAAGAUCGGAGAGCGAGCCACAUACGAUGCUAUCCGAAAAGCCUUCAAAGUUUGGGAGAGUGUGAUCCCGCUCACCUUCAGAGAGAUCCCCUACAGCCAGAUCAGAGGCAACACUGACAAGUUCGCAGACAUCAUGCUCUCGUUCUCAGAGGGUUUCCAUGGCGACAGCACGCCGUUUGACGGCGAGGGCGGUUUCCUGGCUCAUGCCUACUUCCCCGGACACGGCAUCGGAGGGGACACUCACUUUGACCUCGCUGAGCCCUGGACCACCGGGAACACGGACCAGGGGGGUAAUGAUGUUUUCCUGGUGGCGGUCCAUGAGCUGGGUCACGCUCUGGGUCUGGAGCACUCCAACGACCCCUCUGCCAUUAUGGCGCCCUUCUAUCAGUGGUUUGAAACCGAAAACUUCCAGCUACCAGACGAUGACCGCAGAGGCAUCCAGGCAAUCUACGGAAGCAAAUCUGGGGCUCCCCCUCCUCCUCCUCGCCCGCGACCCACAAAGCCGUUGUACCCCGACAAUGGCCCAGACAUCUGUGAGGGACACUUUGACACCAUCGCCAUCCUCAGAGGGGAAAAGUUUGUAUUUAAGGAUAAGUGGUUUUGGCGUGUGCGCAACAACAAGGUGUUGCAAGGUUACCCGAUGACCAUCAGUCACUUCUGGAGGGGCCUGCCCUCAAACAUCAACGCCGCCUACGAGAGGGAUGAUGGGAAAUUUAUCUUUUUCAAGGGUGACAAGUACUGGGUUUUUAGUGAGUCCACCAUGGACAAGGAUUCCCCCAAGAGCCUGAAAGACCUUGGCACCGGUCUACCAAAAGACAAGAUCGAUGCUGCUCUCUUCUACACACCAACAGGACAGACGUACUUCUUCAGAGGCACCAAGUAUUACCGUUUUAACGAGCAGACUCGCACCGUGGACAGCGGAUAUCCAAAACCCAUCAGCAUGUGGAGCGGGGCACCGGAGAACAUCAAAGCUGCCAUCAUGAGUGAAGACGGAUCUUACACGUACUUCUACAAGGCCAACAAGUACUGGAAGUUCAACAACCAGUACAUGAAGGUGGAUUCUGGCUACCCCAAGUCUGUGCUCAGCGACUGGAUGGGCUGCGAAGGCGAUGAGCCCAAGAGGGGUCGGGAAGAGGAGGUGAUCAUCAUCGAGGUGGACGAAUCACAGAGCGGGGCCGGACCGGUCGCCGUGGUGAUCCCUCUCCUCCUGCUGGUGCUGGUGGUGGUCACUCUGGGAGCGCUUUUGUUCUUCAGGAAGUACGGCACGCCUCGACGCCUCCUCUACUGCCAGAGAUCCCUCCUGGACAAGGUGUAGAGAGGAGGCGAUAGACAGACUGCCACAGAGGGACAGAAAGAGAGGAGGAGAGAACGAGGGCCGGGUGAGGAUGGAAACUGAGCGGAGGAAGUAAAGGAGGAGGAGAAAGCGAACGGAGAAAAGACAGAAGAAACAGGGGGGAGGAGGGGAACAACGUGUUAAGUUUUGGGUGGCUUGUACGUGCCACAAAAGCGAGAAAAAAAAGGCCCUAGAAACUGAAAUCAGGAAAAAUGUGUAUUUGUAUGUUAAGUAUUUACAUGUACUGUGUUCGGAGAUUGACAACAUACCCACAGUCUCACGUAGAGAAGGGAAAAUUACAAAGAGACUCAUCCACGACUCCUCUCUCACAUCCCAGGUUUAAAAACACAAACAUCCCUCCUUCCUUCCUCUCCUUUAAACUGGACGACUCCAGCUGAACUGCUGUCUGAUUCAUUCACACCUUUGAGAUUUGUGUCUCAUUUUUGGGUUUUACUCAGAAAUUCAUCAUCUCUGUUGAGUUUUUGCUCUGAAAAAAAAUUGCUGUUGAGUUUCACUUUGAAAAACAUGAACUCAUUGUGACUUUUUUACUCUUGAAUUCAUUUAUUUGGCAAAGUUUUGAUAUUUGGCUAAGCGGUAUUUCCUAUAUUUCUUGUUUUUUGUUUCUACCACUAAGUAGGGCUGGGUAUUAGACAUUAUACAUCUGUAGUUCCACCUCAAGUUCUCUAUUCUUAUCUUGUGCAAAGCAAUUCCCACAACGCAGAUGCUGAUAAUAGAAAUCUCUUCCCAGCUGGCCACCAGCGUCAUUAGAAGAUGACAUUUGGUGAUGAAAAUACAACGUCAGGACGACAUCUAAGAUCAACGUCAACUUCAGGCAUACUGACAACAAAUGUCUGUUUAAAAAAAGGAAAAAAAAAAGAAGUAAAAGCAAAAUUGAAGUCAUAAAAUAGCGCAGAUUAAAAUAUAGGGCUAAAAAAUAAAAUAUAGAUAAGUAAUAUAAAUUUGUGUUGACAGUAUUGCAAAUAAAGAAACUGAAUGUAAACAGAAUGUAAACAGGGAUGAGCUUAAUAUAUAUGCGCAUAAAUGAUUUCACAGCAGCUUUCUUUAAACCAAAAAAAUUAAAUGUGAUGUUUUGCAAUGAAAUUGCAGAAGCAAGUGAAAAUAUCAAAAAUCUGUGCAUAUUUUAGUGUAUUUUAGCCAUUCUGCUUUAUGUUUUGAGGUUGAAAAGUGUUUUCCAAUCAAUGACUUUUUGUUCCAUAUCAAUGAUACAGAAAAAAAGCUUGGUGAAACUACGAUGAUUGGUCAAAUUUGCAAAAACCUUGUGGUGAUAAGCAAAAAAAUUACAAGUUCAUGCAGAAAUCACAGGUAUUGGUUGAAUUUGCAUUAACUAUUUUGACAUCAUAACAACCUGGAGGGGCUGAUAUUGUGCAGCCUGAAAUGUGUCUACUGCACACAGUAUUAAAAAUUGUCAGAUUGGUAAUCACUGAAGAUUUCCUUCUUUAGUCUUUAUUCCUUUAGGACAAAAAAUUGCCUAUUUUUUCCUAUUUUAUAAAGGUAAAGUUCUUUGACUGUUGCCUGUGCUUUGACAAUAAUAAUAUUUGAGAACUUUGGCUUCUCGUCAAUGGAAAUAAGUGCUCUUAUGUUUCAAAAUAAGGUACUAAAAGUGUUACAUUGACACUAGUAUGGAACAUUUUUAACGAUACCUAGCCCUACUACACAGUCCAGUAGCCAGAAGUAAUUGUGGGCAUUGUGCAUUUCUGCAAACCAUGAAUACAUUACAUUUGUACAUUUCUAAAGUGAUAAUAUAUGAGCUGACUUUGUCAUCAGGAGGUGGAUGGCGUGACACCACGGCGAUACACAUGCCGAGCUGUAGACCACUGUCUGAGAACAAAAAACAACAAAAUGGGUUGUUUUUUGGGUGCUUUUAGCAAGACAUCUGGACAUUUCUGGUCAGAAUUGUACCCCCAAAACUGGGUAUUUUAAGCCCAGACAUAAUCUUUUCCAGAACCAACCCAAGAUAUAUUUGUUCCUAAAUAUGAUGACACUUAAACCGCAGCAUUUUUCAGACAUAUCAGCAACAUAAUAGUGUAUGAAAUGUUACAUUUUCAGGGUAUGAAGAGAUACACAAUGCCAACAUUUAUACAGGUAAUUGUGUCACGCUACAACAAUUAUUCAGUCAAAUCUGCUUCACUCCAACCAUGUUCAGUUUUAGUUAAAAUCACCCGCCUCAUGUUUGACGGAGCUGAGUAUAACAGCGUGUCCCGUAUGCACAGUGUUCGUGUCGAUUGAUGCAGAUUUUUCAACAGUUAGGAUUUUUGAUUAUUGUGUUUUUUAACCGGGAUUAUGUCCACAAAUCUCAAACGUAACACGAGGUUGCCGGAGAAGAUUCCCCACUUGUUGAAAAAAAUCAAAAAUGGUACAAAAACUAGAAUCUUGAAUAUGAUCCACAGGUUUCUCUCAGUGCAAGCAGUCAGACGGGAAAAAUAUUUCUUAAAAACGUGACUCGCGAAUGACAGUUUUCAAACAUUCCAGUACAUUUGUUGUCGAAUAGCAGAGCUGCUUGUCCAAAUGUAAGCGGUACAACAAUAAGGUGCAAUUUUUAAUUAUUAUCAUUGUUACGGGAAAUUGUUGUUAUUAUAAGUAUGGUUAUUGUUAUUAUUGUUCUCCUGGUAAAGUUAUAAUAAUUUUUUUUUUGUCUUUUGUACAUUGUCAUCUGGAGUCCUGCUGGACAGAGGCAUAACGUGACAAUGGUGGAAAUAAAUCCCAGUUUACACUCAGCAGCAUGUGAUAAAUUAGAUCAGAUCAGGGGGAGUAAAUGUGACUUCAGGGAGUUUCGUAUUACUAGGAAACGCCCGAAAUUACAGAGAUGUUGGCACAGAAUAACAAGCGACUCUAUUUAUGAACUUUGAUGGUGCUCAAUGAUUUUUUUUUUUUACAUAAAUCAAAAUUGAAGGUGAAUGCAUUCAGUUAAUAACAAUGAUAAUGGUAAUGAUAUUUAUAAUGAUGAUCAUAUCAAUAAAAUGGAAUGAGAUUUUUUUUUCUGCCUGUUUUCACUUUUGUAUUUCAUUAGAUAAAGUGAAAUUAAACUAUUUUCUA
Molecule: messenger RNA, 5119 nt
Organism: Plectropomus leopardus (leopard coralgrouper)
Lineage: Eukaryota; Metazoa; Chordata; Actinopteri; Perciformes; Serranidae
Gene: mmp14a
Product: matrix metallopeptidase 14a (membrane-inserted)
Biological process (GO): extracellular matrix organization; collagen catabolic process; zymogen activation
Cellular component (GO): extracellular matrix; plasma membrane
Molecular function (GO): metalloendopeptidase activity; zinc ion binding
Source: RefSeq, a predicted model, not a curated record